This is a messenger RNA of Sphaeramia orbicularis (orbiculate cardinalfish), 7919 nucleotides long. RefSeq names its product CAP-GLY domain containing linker protein 1a (gene clip1a). NCBI's taxonomy places the organism in Eukaryota, Metazoa, Chordata, Actinopteri, Kurtiformes, Apogonidae. Gene Ontology annotation, biological process: positive regulation of microtubule polymerization; cytoplasmic microtubule organization. The coding region runs from base 365 to 7072 and encodes 2235 amino acids. Gene Ontology annotation, molecular function: microtubule plus-end binding. The transcript is spliced from 28 exons. The record is from RefSeq and is a predicted model, not a curated record. Gene Ontology annotation, cellular component: nucleus; cell cortex; microtubule plus-end.
CGGGCAGGGCUCCAUCUUACUGAACACAUCCUCUUUGGUUGACGUUCCUCUCGGCCGUUGGACAAACCGCCCGUACGCUGGGCUGUGCCUGCCUGUGUCUGAUCCGAGUUGUAGUCGUGGUUCUCCACACAGGUCGCUAGCUGUACAUUUUUCUACUGAGAAGACGUAGGUUGUACAGAAACAUUAACAGGGACAUUUUUCCUCUCUCCUCACUUUCCCUGGUUUUUGUUUUUUGUUUCUUCUUUAAUUGAUUUUGUGCGAAGAAAACAAUUUUGCCAUCAUACAGAGUUUUGAUGGUCUGGGUCCAGUCUGUACCCACCAACAGACACAAGCCUUGUGGGUCUAACCAGUUAUAAGAGGAAACAUGAGCACAGCAAAGCCGAGUGGGAUCAAGGUGCCCAGCAAGAUUGCAAAACCACCUGGGACGGGAGCACCCAAGACCAACCCCAGCACAGGAGCUAAAGCUGCUGCGGCUGACAAAUCAGCUGCUACUGGUGGUGGCGGAGAUGCCCAGAAUGCUGAGGAAAAUUUCCAGAUUGGGGAGCGAGUAUGGGUGAAUGGGAAUAAGCCAGGCUAUAUACAGUUUUUAGGAGAAACACAGUUCGCUCCUGGACAGUGGGCAGGUAUAGUUCUAGAUGAGCCAAUUGGGAAGAAUGACGGUUCAGUGGCCGGGGUGCGGUACUUCCAGUGUGAAGCCCUACGAGGAAUUUUUACCCGUCCAUCCAAGCUGUCUCGCACAGAGGGGGAGGCUAAUGGGACCCAGACAGCGCCCCCAUCACGAGCUGCAUCACCCACUCCUUCAGUCGGAAGUGUAGCCUCCCAUACCCCCACCACAAAAUCAGCGUUGCCCUCAACAACCAAGAAGGCCUCAACAUCUACACCUGCUACACCAGCUACCAACCUUGCACGUACCAACAGUGAAUCGGUCUCCAACCUUUCAGAGACUGGUUCAGUCAAGAAAGGCGAAAGAGAACUGAAGAUGGGUGACCGUGUGCUGGUUGGUGGUACUAAGGCAGGAGUGGUUCGUUUCCUUGGAGAAACAGAUUUUGCCAAAGGCGAGUGGUGUGGUGUGGAACUUGAUGAACCCUUAGGCAAGAAUGAUGGAGCAGUGGCAGGCACAAGAUAUUUUCAGUGCCAAUCCAAGUAUGGCUUAUUUGCUCCAGUGCACAAAGUCACACGCAUUGGCUUCCCUUCAACCACGCCAGCCAAAGCAAAGACAACAGUUCGAAAAGUUGUGGCUACACCAUCAGGCCUGAAGCGAAGCCCCAGUGCCUCUUCAAUCAGUACCAUGAGCUCUGUGACCUCCUCUGCCAGCGCCAAGCCUAGUCGUACAGGCCUGCUAACAGAGACUUCAUCGAGAUAUAAUCGAAAGAUUUCGGGCACAACGGCCCUGCAGGAAGCGCUGAAGGAAAAGCAACAGCAUAUUGAGCAGCUGAUGGCUGAGAGGGACAUGGAGAAAGCUGAGGUUGCCAAGGCCACCAGCCAUGCGGGAGAGAUGGAGCAAGAAAUUUCCCUGCUCAGGGAUGAUCAGGAGCAGAUGGAGACAAAAAUGGAUCAGUUACGUGCCUUGGUAGAAGCUGCAGACAAAGAUAAAGUAGAGCUGCUGAAUCAGUUGGAAGAGGAGCGCAGGAAAGUGGAGGAUCUGCAGUUCCGGGUAGAGGAAGCUUGCAUUACCAAAGGAGACUUGGAGACGCAGACCAGGCUGGAGCAUGCCCACAUUAAGGAGCUUGAACAGAGCCUGCUCUUUGAAAAGACCAAAGCUGAGAAACUCCAAAGAGAGUUAGAAGACACUAGGGUUGCAACGGUGUCAGAAAGAUCUCGAAUUAUGGAGCUUGAGAAGGACCUUGCACUGCGAACAAGAGAAGUUACAGACCUGCAGCUGCGUCUCGGCACCCAGCAGGGUGGUGAGGACUCGAACUCAACUGUUUCUCCACUGCUUGAUGAGAUAAAUUCUCUGAGAGAUCAGUUAGCUUCCCAAGAAUCUAAGCAGCAAGAGGAGGUGGGAAAGUACAAGGAGAAGUUGGAAGACCAAGAAAAGCGCCACAGUGAGACAGUUGUCCAGCUUCAGGCUGCAUCUGUUCGACUUUCAGGUGACAAUGAACAGUUGCAGAUGCGCCUAAGCCAGGCUGAGAAGGAGAAUACAGAGGUUAUUGAAUCAUGGCGUUUAAAAUUAGAGUCUGCCGUUGCCUCUCAUCAGCAAGCCAUGGAAGAGCUGAAGCUGUCUUUCAGCAAAGGUGCAGGUGCCCAAACUGCAGAGCUUGUAGAAACCAAAAGUGCACUAGAAAAGCUAAAGUUAGAGCACAAGUUGGGUCUAGACGAGACUGAAGCCAAACAUAAAGCUGAAUCCUUGGCUUGGACUCAGGAGAUACAGGCUUUGAAGGGACAGGUUUUGUCUUUGACUGAAGACAAGGAGAGACUGGAGGAGUCACUACGGUCUCGAGUUGAAAGAGCUGAAGAGCAGCACCUCGUGGAGAUGGAGGAUGUUCUUGGAAAGCUUCAUGCUGCUGAAGUUAGAUUAAAGGAGUUUGAGGAGAAAGAGGCAGUGUUGACACAACAGGCACAAGACAAGGACAGAGAAACCAAAGAGCAGAUGGCAGAGGUGGUGGCUUUGCGUAGCCAAGUAGCACAAGGCAACCAGGAGCUUGAGACCCUCAAGACUCAGUUAGAGGAGGUUCAGAGCCAAGGCAGCUCACAGGGGGCCAAGGUCAAUAAAUUAGGAUCUCUGUUGGAUGGAAAAGAGAAGGAACUCCUCUCAAUACAGCAGAGUCUAAAUACUGUACAACAGCAGAAGGACGCCCUAGAACAAGAACUUGGAAGCCUGAAACAAAAGAUGUCUGAAAGCACAGAGGAGCAGAUUAAAUACUCUAAAACUAUGCAAGAAACAGUUGAGAAACUCAGUAAGCAGGAGGAGCAGUGCGCAUCCCUGACAGCAGAAUCAGAGUCUCUUAAAAGUCAACUGGCAGGACUGGAAAGGAAGCUGAAGACUGCAGAUGAAAAGGUUGAACAGCUUACAAAGGACAAAAGCAAGCUGGAAAAUAAUAUUUCAGACAUGAUGAAGGCAUCUGGUGAUAGUUCAGUGCAGCUCUCCAAAAUGAACGAAGACCUCAUGCAGAAAGAACGGAGGCUUGAGGAAUUACAGAAUCAUUUAGCAGAGGAGAAGGAAAAAGUGGCACACUUGAAUGAUCAACUCCAGCAAGAAAUGACCCGCAAAGAUGAGGUGCUCAAGGAGACAAGAAGUACACAUCAGUGUCAAAUCAGUAGCUUUGAAGAAAAGAUUGCAUCUCUGGAGAAGACCGUGCAACAAGGUGAAACCCUGGUUGAAGAGCUGAAGACUUCCCACAAGAAGUCCCUGUCUGAGGCAUCAGAACUCCAUGGGAAGGAGCUUCAGGUGAUGCAGGAUCAGGUUAACCAGUUAAAGCAGGAUCUCAGUCUCUCCAAGGAUAAAGGUCAGGAGUUGCAGAAGCAGGUGUCUGAGUUGCAGCCCUAUAAGGAGCAGGCACAGUGUCUUUCCGCUGAGCUUGAGUCCACCAAGCAUGAUGUUGAACAUUUAUCCAAACAAAUGGAAAAGCAGAGUCUAGAUCUGGAGCUCAUGUGUAAGGGAAGUAAGGCUGUUGAGACUGAGAAAAGUAAACUGGAGAAUCAGCUUUCUGAUAUGCAAACAAAAUUAUCUGCCCUUGAGGUUAGUCACCAGCAGCUUUCAGUCCAGAAUGAAGAACUGCAAAAAACUAAAGAUAUACUUUCAAAACAUGAAGAGGAGCUUCUGGCCAAAAAAAGUUGUUCAGAUGAAGAAAGAAUUUCUCUCAGCAAAGAGCUGGAGAAGCUAAAAGAUGACCUGCAUCAAGUACAGAUUGAAAACAAAAACCUGAAGCAAGCCAAAGAUGAGCAGCAGGCCAAAAUUGAGGAACUGGAAAAACAAACUGCAGAGAAGAAUGACAUGCUGUUAAAGCAUCAACAGGACAUCCAACAGAUUGAGACUAAAAAGAAGCAACUACUCGAGGAUUAUGAAAAUGCCUGCAAAGAGAAGAUCAGACUUGAAGAGGACAUGAGUGAAAAUAUAUCUAAGCUCACAUCUGAGAAGGACAAUCUAAUUUUAGAGAGAGACGCUGCUAGAAAUGCCAAAAAAUCCCUUGAUGCUAAAAAUGCUGAUUUGCAGUCAAAAAUUAAAUCUUUGAACUUAGAAAAAGAAGAUCUCACAAUGAAGAAUACUCAGCUGCAGGUUCUGACAGAAACAUUAGCAAAGGAGAAAGAGGGUAUGUCUUCUGAAAUCAGCACUGUCACGUUGGAUAAGAAGAAUCUUGAGACAAUGAAAGAGGAGCUUCAAAAUAAACUCAGUGCCACUAAGAAAGAGUUAGAGAAUUCUCUCCGUGAAUGUGAAGAACUUAAAGCAUCAAAAAUGAGCCUGGCUCAGAUGUUGGAAGAGUUUAAAACGAGCAGCCAAGUUACUGAUUCUGAGAGACUUCACCUUCUACAGGAGAAGGAGGACCUUCUUGCAGUCCAAAGAAAAGUGUGUAGUGAAAAAGAUGAGCUCCUCAAAGAGAUAGAAGAACUAAAGGAGAAGCUUCAAGUCUCAGCAGAACAACUUUGUCAGUCAAAUGAGAAACAUAAAGAGGCACUAUCAUCUUUGGAGCAAGAAAAGCAGUCUUUUAAUCUUCAGAAUUCUGAAACUGAGAUGACUCUUCAUGCUUUACGAAAAGAACAAAUGAGCCUGGAAUCUGCAUUAGAGCAACAGAAGAUGGAUUACGAGCGACUGGCAGUGGAGAAGGGAGAAUUAGAAGAGAAGCACAUAAAAGUUAUAUCUGAGAAGGAUGCUCUUUCUCAUGAGCGAGAAAAGUUAGCAGGUGAUGUCCGAGCAGCCAAGGACCAGUUGGAUAGUUAUUCCAGAGCUAAUGCCGACCUUACUCAAGAGAAGUCUGACUUAACAGCAAAACUGGAAGAAAACCAACGGCAAAAAGAUGAGGCUGAAGCUACGGUAACUUCACUGAAACAUGACAAAGCUGACCUACAAAAGAAGUUGCAGAAACAAAGCUCUGAUAUAGAACUUCUUGAAAGGGGCAAAGAUAAAUUGGUUGAGGAACACUGUAAACUAAAACUAGAUUCUGAAAAAGCUCAUUUAGACCUCAUUCAACAGGUGGACAAGCUUACAAAAGAUUAUCAGAAUCUGCAGUCACUUCAGGCUGAGACCGACAAAAAAUUGCAAUCUACACAAGAAGAGAAAGAGGGUCUGUUGAAAGAAAACCAGGAACUGAAAUGUCAAACUAAAUCAUUGUUAGAGUCCAAGGUUUGUCUUAAGUCCCAGUUAAAGGCUGAAGCCAGUGAACGGAGUAAAAUGACCGCUGAUAAAGAUGGUCUCUCCAGACAGAUUGAAGAGCAGCAGAAGAAGAUCUCCAAACUCAUGCAAGAAAAUGAGGAUAUAUCCUCUAAUCUCAAGAACACUGCUGAACAGAAGAAGUCAGAUGUGGCAUCUCUGAGCACACAAUUAAAGCAGAGAGAGCAAGAAAUUAGUCAGCUGGCUGUAGAUAAAGAACAGCUUGUCUCUAAACUUGAGGAGAUGGGAAAGCAGAUUUCCUCCCUGACCACAGAAAAGAAAAAGCUUUUAACUGGACAGAGUAAAUUAGAUCAGGACAUCACCUCUCUUCGCAGUAGUCAAGAAAAAUGGCUUUCAGAGCGAUCAGAGCUCCUUGGAGAGUUAGACAAGUUGCAGACCACCCAAAAACAACUACAAGUAGAUAUCAAGACAUUACAAAGUGAUAAAGAAGCUUUGGAAAAGCAAUACAGGGAGGCUGUUGGGGCGGUGUCAGCUUCUGCAACUAUGAAAGAAGAGCUUUCCUCCAGCAUCUCUAACUUGACAGCUCAGAGGGAAGCCCUGCAAGUGGAGAGAGAUGAAGCCGCCCAGCAAGUCAUGCAGCUCGAGUCCCAACUAAAAAAUGCGCUUUCUAAGCAGCUUGAGGCAACAGAGGCUUCUGGGAAAACUGCUGAGGCCUUUGAGCAUCUGACAAAGGAAAAAGCCACUUUACUGCAGGAGAAAAAUGAAGCCCAGUCUUUGUUGGAAGAGGUCCGUACUUCGAAACAGGAAAUGGAGACUCAGCUUAAAGCACUAAUGGAGGAGAAGUCCAAGCACCAAGAUGACCUGAAAGUAUUGAAAGAGCAGCUUUGCACAGAAACUCAGAAGACCAAGACUCUCUCCCAGGAAAUUGAGCGGCUGAAAGAAACUGUUUCAACGAAGUCGCAAUCCCUUCAGAAACUGCAGGAUGAGCACAACAAGCUGAAUGAAGCGCUUGAUAACAAUCAAAAAGAUCAGAGUGAUCUUAUGAAGCUCAAGGAUGAACAGGCAAAACUCAAGAAACAGUUAGGAGAGUUGAAGCAAAGCCUGCCAAAUAAUUCCUUCAGUGAGAAUACGUUGAAGGAGCAGUUGGUGAAAGAAAAGGCUGCCCUUCAGCAGUCCAUCAAUAAAAACAGUGCCUUAACCUCUGAAAAGGACCAGCAAGUGGAAAACCUAAGGAGCGAGCUGGCUGUACUUCGUGGGGAAAGUGCCUCUGUUAAGACACUCCAGGGUAUGGUUCAGGCCUUGGAACAGGACAAGGCUGAUCUUCAAGAGCGUGUUAAGAGACUGGAGAAGGAUCUGGCUGCAGGGCCUGAUGGUAUCAACAAGUCCUCAGGUGAUGCAGUGUUGGACCAACUGCUGGAGGACAAGGAGACUGCAGAGAGUCAGGCAGCGAUUGACUUCCUGAAUUCAGUCAUCGUCGACCUCCAGAGGAAGAACGAGGAACUCAAGGACAAACUGGAGAAAAUGGCAGCUGCUGCUCUCAAUGGGAAUAAUGCGAGCGAGCUGGAUAACUAUGACAGUCUCGACAAGGAACCCGUGAAGAAGAAGCCUCCCCCGAGGCUGUUCUGCGACAUCUGUGAUUGCUUCGACCUCCAUGACACAGAGGACUGUCCCACACAAAUGCAGAUGCCCGACUCUCCUCCUCACACCACCUACCAUGGCAAUAAGGGCGAUGAGCGGCCCUACUGCGACAUCUGUGAGGUCUUUGGCCACUGGACCGAAUCCUGCAAUGACGACCAGACCUUCUGAAGCCUUUUCAACAUUUGUUCGCACAAUCACUAUAUUUGCACAUCAUAUUAGAGUAAGCGGUGCUUUUGGGGUUUUAGUUUUUACAUGUGCAUUCGUGCUUGUUUUUGCUAAGCAUCUUUACUGUCCACGCCAGCCCUUAAGCGCUCUUAUGGGAGAACAGUCUCCUCACAAUCUCUUUCCAAAAAUCAUCCCAAAAAAUAAUAUACAGCGGUGUAACAGUUUAUACAUGUUGUAAAUGACUUUGGAGGAACAUGUUUGAUAUCCUGGGUUUGUGUGAUUGAGAAGAUACUGUAGGUGGACGUAUCCUUGUGGGAGGAGUGACAGUCUUUUCUAUCAAUUAAUUUAUCAAUAUCCUAAUGUUUGCACAGCUUGUCGGGGGAGGUUACAAAGAUAACAGUAUCAUAAAAGGUGUUUAUUUGAAACUGUAAAGUACUUGAUUUAAAAAACAAAUGUCAGUUUGCGCAAAAAUUGGUGAACUAUAGUUUAUUUUUUUAUGCCUGGAAAUACUAUGUACUCUUUAAAGGUUUGAUAUAGUAUGUGUGUAAUUUUGUGAUGAGUAAUCAUGGGACAGAAGAGCAGUGAAACUCAGUGCUGUUUGGAUUUACUAUGAACUUUUUUAUGGCCUUCAUGAAGGGACUGUUGAAUGAUAAAUGAGAAAGAACAAGUCGAAUUUAAUGCACUUCACAGUGUUAGCCCCUGGUGAAGUGGCCUUUCCAAAAAAGUUUCUUUGCAAUUCAAGAAGAUUUUCUGUAUGACACAAUUAACUACUUAGGCAUUUCUUUCAAACGUUUUGAAUAAAUGUAUAAAAUUAAAUUUAUGUAUAAAUUAAAACCAUCUGUUGUUUUGU